Molecule: messenger RNA, 1550 nt
Organism: Acaromyces ingoldii
Lineage: Eukaryota; Fungi; Basidiomycota; Exobasidiomycetes; Exobasidiales; Cryptobasidiaceae
Exons: 2
Coding region: 190-1383 (397 amino acids)
Molecular function (GO): actin binding
Source: RefSeq, a predicted model, not a curated record
CCUUCGCAAAUCCAAUCCACGUGGAGGCUCAGCCGUCAAUCACUGCCACCCGCGUACCUCUUUGUUGCCCUUUCCCAGUCCAUUCAUCCAGUCGUGCAUAACUUCCAACCCCUCUUCAGCGCGCCUUUCUGACUUAAGAGGAGAGAGACAGAGGCUCGUUCGAGUCUUGGACAUACCACCGCUUGCAGGAUGGAUUCGGCCCUACAAGAGCAAAUAAGGAAGGGCAAGGGUCUGAAGAAGACGCAAACCAAUGACAGAUCGAAGCCGGCAGUAGCAGGAGCGGUCGGCGGGAGUGGUGGUGGUGGUGGAGGCAGUGGAGGCUCUGGCCUGGCAAAGGCGCCUCCCGUUCCCGGGGGAGGAGGGGCUGCUGCAGCUCCAUCAUCAGGUGGCCCUCCUGCGCUCGCUGGGCUGUUCGCAGGAGGUAUGCCCAAACUCAAGCCAAGUGGCGGGCCAGGCGCACCGCCUCCUACGGUCCCCGCAGCCCGACCCCCUCGGCCGCCUGGAUCGGCUGCACCACCACCACCUGCUCCUCCGGCACCUGCAGCACCUAAACGGCCUGGAGGGGCGCCCCCGCCGCCGCCACCACCACCCGCGCCUGCUUCCAGCGUGGCCACGCCUCCACGAACAGCGCCGCCGCCACCAAGGCCUCCUGGGCGAGGACCACCUGCCCCGACCAGCGCACCUCCUCCGCCGAGACCACCUCCGAGCCUGCCCGGCCGAGCACCGGCAGCUCCUCCGGCCCCUCCUCCCCCUCCUCCUCCAGCAUCAUCGAGCCCGGCUCCCCCGGCCAGAACCGUUCCACAGGCACCUGCACCGCCAAAGAGACCUGGUGGUGCUGCGCCUCCGCCCCCACCGUCGAGGCCAAUGUCCUCCUCCUCGACUGUUGGUCGGACCGUGCCUCCACCACCACCCGGCAGAGGCUCUCCCUCGUCGCCAUCAACUGCGGGCCCAACGAGAAGCGUGCCCCCUCCGCCCCCCAGAGCGUCAGCAGCGUCCAGUGCGCCCCCGCCUGCUCCCCCCCGUGCCCCUCCGGCUCCCUCGCGGAUGCCAGCUGCGCCGCCUCCACCGGCUCCUCAGCGUGGCCCAGCGGCUCCUCCACCGACGGCUCCAUCCCGUGCUCCGGCUGCGCCACCUCCGCCAGCGCCAUCUCGUGCACCUGCAACGCCUCCAUCUCGUACUCCUGCCGCACCUCCCCCACCGCCUCCGGGCCGAGCGCCACCGCCGACGGCUGCUGCGCCCCCACCUCCCUCUGCCGCUCCACCCGCCCCGUCCUCUCGCGCCAGCCUACAGCCAGUGGCCCGAGCCAAUGGGUUUGGUACCGUCGGCAACGGGACUGGAAAUGGCACUGCUAGUUCUACCGCCCCAUCAGGAAAGAGUGUGUAAUCUUCGUCAAGCCCACUACCACAUGCUGACAUUUUCUCCUCUCUCUCCUAGUUCCCUCGCCACCGCCAACUUCUGGUCACUUGUCAUUCCCCACCGCGAGCUCGUUCCCUGCUCCGAGAGCCUUCGACGAGGGACUCAAGAAGAAGUACCCGAGCGGCGCUGGAAGG